Rotaria sordida is the source of this 525-nucleotide messenger RNA. The record is from the annotation of a GenBank genome assembly. NCBI's taxonomy places the organism in Eukaryota, Metazoa, Rotifera, Eurotatoria, Philodinida, Philodinidae.
AUGGAUGAAGAACGUAUACAAGAAAUUUUAUCAUCACAAUUAAUUGAUUCGGGAGUUUUACAAGAGUCUGAAAAUUUAACGAUGAAUAAUGAUGAAUCUAUCGAUCCAGCUUUACUUGCCAUGAUUCUACAACAACAACAACAACAGCAACCAAUUACUCGUACUAAUCCUUCUGUUGUUACAUCAUCUAUUAAAACUACUACUGUUGGUGAUAAUGAUGAUGAUUUAUUAUUAGAAGAUGAAACAAUUCUUGAAAGAAUUAUUGCAUUAAAAGAAAUGUUUCCAGAAAGUAUUCAAAAUACUGUAGGAACAAUAAAUCGUACAGUAAUUAACACAUCGAAGUUUGCUUAUAAUAAAGGUCGUUCAGUUGCUUGGUGGAUAACUUCAACAAUGUGUGUACUUGUUUUUCCAAUUCUUAUUCAAAAAGAAUUAUUACAAGUUGCUGAACAAAUCAGUCAUGAACAACGAUCGAUUCUCUUGGGACCACAAGCAGCUACAGGUGGUAUUAGUGGUGGCGCAUUUUGA